AUGCGAACCUUGUACAUCUUCGCACUCUUCAUAUGUGCUAUUCUGCAGGUCACAGCUGAUAUCGACUCGACGUCCCAAAACCCAAAGACCAGCACUACACCUGACAGUAUUCGGUCUGGGUCCGUGCCUGUGAAGAGACAGCUCAAAGAUCAUGUUGAUGACGAAAGAGAUCGAGAAGACUGGCUACAUCCCUUCGACCGUCUUAGUGCCAAGCUCGACCACACGCGCGCUAAGAUUCGCAAUGUAUGGUCGAAGAUCCAGCCCAAGAAGGUGCUGUCACGUACGAUCAAUAGCCUGAAGCAGCUUCCAAAAAAAGCGAGAAUGUAUGCCAUUCUUCACACUAUUCGAUCUGGUAAGCUGGACGUUCGUCGAACGGACGAACCGGGCGCCUUGUUUUCGAACGACUUUCUCGGGUUUGUUCUACAUCGUCAUCACAAGACCAUGUAUAGUACGCCAGACGAUGCGAUGAUACGCUUUCUUCGAAUGAACUUACCUGAGGUCGAAGUGGCAAUUUUGAUCUCGCGCGCCAAGUUAUUCGAAGAAAAUGCGGCCCACAUCGAAAAGGCGCUGUUUAGGCAGUGGGCUGCGCACAAGGUGAGUGCGAAGAAACUGGGGGAGAUAUUCAUGGAGGACAGUUCGUGGCAAGUGGGCGAUGAGGUGUACGUACGUGAGAUCACGGACGCGUAUCAGAAGUACAUUAAGGACUUACGUCGUUCAGGAGCUUGA
Molecule: messenger RNA, 726 nt
Organism: Peronospora matthiolae
Lineage: Eukaryota; Oomycota; Peronosporomycetes; Peronosporales; Peronosporaceae
Source: the annotation of a GenBank genome assembly